AUGUCCCGCAUUUAUCGAUCGAAGGCUCAUGUGCACAUUCCUAUUGAUAUUUCAGUAUCUGAAGCAUUUCUUCUAAAGCCUGCAGUGCCUAUUCCCAGAGACAAGAUAAUAUUCGAGGAAGCAAUCACAGAAAAGACCAUAACCUAUCAUGCUUUUAAAGGUCAUGUUCUUCAGACGGCUUGUUGGCUCAAGCACGGUCUCGUUGUUGAUCCUGAAGACGUAGUCACAAUAACAUCUCCAAGCUGCAUUGACUACAUUGUCGCCGCCCAUGCUAUCUGGUGGCUCGGCGGGGUGGUGUCACUGGUCAACUAUGCCGUGUCGCCGAAGGACAUGACAUAUGCAUUGAACUUGGUUCAACCAAAGGUUAUUCUUGCUGGGCCUUCAAUCAUUGAUAAAGCGUCCAAUAGCUUGCGAAUGUCAUCGAUAUAA
Molecule: messenger RNA, 429 nt
Organism: Fusarium redolens
Lineage: Eukaryota; Fungi; Ascomycota; Sordariomycetes; Hypocreales; Nectriaceae
Exons: 1
Coding region: 1-429 (142 amino acids)
Molecular function (GO): CoA-ligase activity
Source: RefSeq, a predicted model, not a curated record